AUGCGUAGUUUCAAAAUGUGUCAGUUUUUAUCAUUUUAUCGACUACGAUUUGGGAACUUCGCUGCUGUUAUUACGAAGCGUCCGAUUCCCUAUUGGAAAAUAUCAUGGUGUCAUGAUCACGACAGUAAAGCUGACUACCAAACUGUUGCCGCGCACUUGGCUUUGCUGAAUUUACCACUUGAUCGAAACGCUUGGGAACAUCCGCUACGGGUAUACAUGCGUCGGUUCAGUGCCACUGGGGGAUUCAGUACUUCGGAUUAUUAUAACGUCUUCAAUUGCUGCUUUCCGUGA
Messenger RNA from Dicrocoelium dendriticum, 291 nucleotides. The record is from the annotation of a GenBank genome assembly. Lineage: Eukaryota; Metazoa; Platyhelminthes; Trematoda; Plagiorchiida; Dicrocoeliidae.